Apiotrichum porosum is the source of this 1110-nucleotide messenger RNA. RefSeq lists its product as uncharacterized. Gene Ontology annotation, molecular function: 2-oxoglutarate-dependent dioxygenase activity. The transcript has 2 exons. Lineage: Eukaryota; Fungi; Basidiomycota; Tremellomycetes; Trichosporonales; Trichosporonaceae. The record is from RefSeq and is a predicted model, not a curated record. The coding region runs from base 1 to 1110 and encodes 369 amino acids. Gene Ontology annotation, cellular component: cytoplasm.
AUGACGACCGAUACUAUCACCGCAGUCGACGCGAGCGUCACGACACUCAAACUCGCCCCUGCCCUCCCGGUCAAGGGAGCGAAACCCCAGUGGUUCAGUGAGACUGGGCUCUCGGACGACCUGUACCCCUACAAGCAUCUUCUGCCGACGUUUGACGGUCACCUCAAGCUCCCCCCGCUCACCGAGUUCGAGCACAAGGAUCCCGGACACGAGGCGAAGGAGCACGCCGAUCCGCUCGCGUUCCUCGCCAAUUCGGACGUCGACGAGCUGACUCCCCGCUUUGGAUCCGAAGUCACGGGUGUUCAGCUCUCCCAGCUGGACGACGCUGGGAGGCAACAGCUUGCGCUGUUCGUAGCCCAGCGGGGCGUGGUCGCCUUCCGCGAUCAAGACUUCAUCGACCAACCACCCGAAUGGCAGAUCCGCAACUGGGGCCAGUUCUUCGGCCGUCCGCACAUCCACCCAACCUCUGGCGCGCCAGAGGGCUACCCCGAGUUUCACCUCGUCUACCGCAGCCCCAACUCGACGCUCAACUUUGAGCGGCCCGACCAGCUCACCUCGGUCCUCUGGCACUCCGACGUCACAUAUGAGAAGCAGCCUCCCGGACUGACCGCGCUGUUCCUGUACGACUCGCCCAAAUCGGGAGGCGACACGUCGUACGUUGACCAGCGCCAGGCGUACCAGCGUCUGUCACCGCCCUUCGCCGCGUUUCUCGAGACGCUCAAGGCGACGCACUCGGGCGUCGAGCAGGCUGAGCACUCCCGCAAAGGCAAGCGCGGUGGCAUUGUCAAGCGCGAGCCGGUUAUCAACGAGCACCCUAUUGUCCGCCGACACCCCGUCACUGGCGAGAAGGCCCUGUUCGUGAACCGCCAGUUUACGCGCCGGAUCGUCGGCUUCAAGAAGGAGGAGUCGGACGCGCUCCUGGAGCUCCUGUACGGGCAUAUUGAAAAGGGCGCCGACUUCCAGGUUCGCCUUCGCUGGAAGCCGAGGACCGUUGUUCUUUGGGACAACAGGGUCACAGCCCACUCUGCGCUCGUGGACUUUGACGCCGUCACCACGGCCAAGCGACAUGGAGCCCGCAUCACUUCACAGGCUGAGAGGCCGUAUAUCUAG